UCAUCUCCCAACAACAAUGCAAACUCUCUCCACUGAGUGGACAUUUUUUUGGCAAAGUGCCUUACCAAAGGUUAUACACAUCCAUAGUAUAAAAACAGUUCUAUCUACGGCCACGAGAUGGCUCCCUAGGGAAAAAUAGCAUUACUAUGGCUUCGGUACCUUUUUGUGCUCUUCCUCAAAAGAAGUAUUACAGACAGAGGGCUCACUCUAAUCCUCGGGCAGAUCAUAGUUUUGAAUGCCCGUGGUAUCCUGAGCAGAUGGACUGGUCUGGGCAUUACCCAGCAUUCUGUAAACCACUGCCCUCAAAUGAUCGUCAUGAUAAUGAUACAGAUGUUGGUGUGCAAUCGAAACACCAGGUGGAGUUUGCAGAUAUUGGUUGUGGAUAUGGCGGUUUGCUGGUUGAGCUCUCCCCCCUCUUCCCAGAAACGUUGAUGUUAGGAAUGGAAAUCCGUGUAAAAGUAUCCGACUAUGUCAAAGACCGAAUAAUAGCCCUGCGAAAAAAAGAACCUGGACACUAUGAAAACAUAUCCGUGAUUCGGACAAAUGCUAUGAAAUUCCUUCCAAAUUAUUUCCGGAAAGGGCAACUCUCGAAAAUGUUUUUUCUCUUCCCUGACCCGCAUUUCAAAAAGACAAAGCAGAAGUGGAGGAUUAUUAGCUCAACUCUAUUAGCAGAAUAUGCCUAUGUGCUCAGAGAAGGGGGUCUUGUUUACACUAUAACAGAUGUGAAAGAGGUCCAUGAAUGGAUGGUCAACCACUUCACAGAUCAUCCUCUGUUCAAGAGAAUACCAGAUGUGGAUUUGAAAGAUGAUCCCGUGUUUGAAAAGAUCCACACAAGUACUGAAGAGGGUAAAAAGGUGGAAAGGAACAGGGGAGACAAAUUUCCUGCUGUGUUCGAGAGGAUUGCUGAUCAGUAUCAAUCAAAUUCAUGAUUUUUCCUUUGGAGGCAAUUGGUGGUGAAAAAACAAUACAAUUAUCAAUUUGUGACACCUUCGUUAUGACCUUGCAAGUUUCAUGCCCAAGUGGAUGGCUACCGAGUCAAAGGAAGGGUGAAAGAGAAAAUGUAAAUGUCUAGUUCUAAAUAAAAUUGUUAAAUUUUA
Molecule: messenger RNA, 1097 nt
Organism: Lineus longissimus
Lineage: Eukaryota; Metazoa; Nemertea; Pilidiophora; Heteronemertea; Lineidae
Product: tRNA (guanine-N(7)-)-methyltransferase-like
Exons: 5
Coding region: 147-929 (260 amino acids)
Biological process (GO): RNA (guanine-N7)-methylation; tRNA methylation
Cellular component (GO): tRNA methyltransferase complex
Molecular function (GO): tRNA (guanine(46)-N7)-methyltransferase activity
Source: RefSeq, a predicted model, not a curated record